AUGAGCGUACCUUCGCUGCGUCGAAGCGACUGCAGCGGUGAUCCUAAUCGAGACCGCACCCACUACGUGAAGGCGCAACGACAGCAUCUUGUGCGCGAGACACGAAUGCUACAGAUGGCGCUGGAAGAGCUGCAGGAAGAAGCGGAGCGGGCAAACAACGAAGAAGCGUUGGUGCGCCGUGCAAUAGACACAACAUAUCGCGAGCUGCUGCGGUGCCUACUUCAUCUUGCCUUGGCUGAGCAGGAUUCAACGAGUGGCACAGCGGCGGCGGCCGGCGCACAGGCGCAGUACGACACGACAAGCGCCAUCAUCUGUGAGGUAUUGCGGAGUUACAAGCACGAGCAAGACGCCUUCACGCAGGAGGCCAAGCAGCGCUUGGAGAGUAUAAUAGACGAAGCGCGGCAGGUGUGCGCGAACGUCGGUGACACCCUCGCCGUGCCACAACAUGAGCAUGCUCACAGCAGUGGUGUCGGCCCCACUGUAGAAGCAACUGAACUCGACUCCCUUCGCAGUGCCUUGGAGGCGCUGCGCGAGAUGAAGGCCGAAGUGGACGAGGAGACGGAGGCCACACUGCUGAGCGUCGGCCGCACGCUGUUUUGCUGA
Leishmania mexicana MHOM/GT/2001/U1103 is the source of this 603-nucleotide messenger RNA. RefSeq lists its product as hypothetical. NCBI's taxonomy places the organism in Eukaryota, Euglenozoa, Kinetoplastea, Trypanosomatida, Trypanosomatidae. Bases 1 to 603 code for a protein of 200 amino acids. The record is from RefSeq and is a predicted model, not a curated record. The transcript has a single exon.